AUGUCUGGACAAAGCACACCGAGCUCGCCAUUUAUAGCGCAUCCGCACGAUUUGCCGGGCGAUCGCGAUCUGCGGAAACGGCUGGCUACUCUGGAGUACCAGUAUAACCAGCUGAAGGACAGCUACGAGAUAGACAAGGUCAAGAGCCAGGCGAUGGUGAAGAGGCUGGAGAGGGAUCUGGAGCACAGAUCAAGGGAGUACGAGGCCGCUGUGAGCGAUUCGAAGCUGCUGUUCGACGAGAACAACAAGCUGAAGCGUGAACUGAGAGACUUGGCCGGCAAUUUCGAGCAGACGGCCGGCGAGAACAGGUCGCUCAGGACAGAGCUCGAUGCAAAGACGUGCAAGCUGGAUAGACAUCUGGGCGAGUUCCAGGAGAUCGAAAAGCGUCUAGAAGAUGUCAUUGCGCUCAAGGACGUCGAAUUGCGGCACAAGGACUCGGAACUGCUCCGCUUAAGGGAUGCAAUGCGCGAGGAGUUGGCUCUCAAGAGUAGCAGAAUCGAAGAGCUCGUAAACCAGCUGCGCAUCAAGGAUUCACAGAUAGUGGAGCUGCGCGAGCGCAACGUGCACAUGGACGAGACCAAGGCCCGCGAGUUGUACGAGAAAGAGUGCAGCAACCAGUUGGAAUACAUUCGCGAGCUGGAGAAGAGGAAUUUGGAAUUGAGCAACAAAUUGCGUGCGUUGCAGUCAAAACAGGACUAUGUCCAGGUACUGAAGGAGGAAAAGACGACGUUGGCACAGAGAUUGGCCACGUAUGAGGCUCUUGAGACGGAUUAUGAGGACCUGAAACUGAGGUAUGCCGCGAUGGAGCAGAAAAUGGGGGACUGGCCUAUUUCCGACUCUCCUGCCACCAUUCUCAAUAAGUGCUCGGCGUUGGAGUCCACAAACAGCCAGCUUUUGCAGAAGCACGAAAAUCUGCGCAACGAGCUUGCGCGCACUCAGCAGGAGGUGGUCGAUCUGCAAUCGAAGCUGCUGGAGUCGAACGACAGACAAACGGCGCUCAAAACCAAGUUGUCCGAGAAAGACACAGAGAACACGAAGCUUGGCAACAACGUCAAGUUGCUGACGCAGGAGAUCCAGUUCUUGAAAGACAGAAUCGACAACGUGACAGAGGAGAACACGAUGCUGCUGAAAAAUAAAGGCGUGGAAGCAGAGAAUACGCAGAAGUUUGAAGGGCUUGUUGCGCUUCUUGAGUCGUAUAAACAGCAGCUGCAGAGUCUACAGAGCCAGGAGACGGGACAGAAACGGCGCAGAAGCGAGCAGGAACAGCCGAACAUGGCUGCACAACUGGCCGAGGAACUGAAGAGAAAGAUCGACGAAAACAACGACCUGCUGAGAACCAUUGAGGAAAAAAACAAGCGGCUGGUCCAACUGGAGCUGGAGGUGAAGAAGCUGGGCAGCAGCAAUGACAAUGGCUUCCGGGUGCUGGAAUUGCGCGACAAUCCGGCCACGAGACACGAACGUGUGACGAGGAAGAUGCUGGAGAAACUACGAGAGGAGAAUCAGCAGCUGGUCGAUGACAAGCUAGCGACGGACCAAAUGAUCCCCAAAACGGUGUACGAGCGUGUCUGUCUGGAGCAGGACCAGCUACAGGAGGAGAUCAAAUCAUUGAACAAGCGGAUGACCCGGCUACGCGAGAUGUUCAGCUCGAAAGCAGCGCGGUUCAACGAGAUUGUGUUUCUGCUGCUUGGAUACAAAAUCGAGCUUCUCAGUGAGACAAAGCUCAAAAUGUAUCCCAAGUUCAACAGAGACAGUUUCAUACAGGUUGAUCUGAGUCGGCACGGCAGCAAGAAGGGCCAACUUCUGGACGGGGACGGAAUCCGAGUGAAACUUCCGGCCGAGGCGGGAUUCCAAAAAGUCGACGUCAAUAACCUAAUUCGGUUCUGGGUCCUGGAGAAGCAGCAACCGUGCUGCUUUUUCAAUGCGCUGAACCUGGAGCUUUACGACAAGGGCCAGGAGCUGCUCCCGACUUAG
This is a messenger RNA of Ogataea angusta, 1971 nucleotides long. RefSeq lists its product as uncharacterized. Gene Ontology annotation, biological process: mitotic spindle assembly checkpoint signaling; attachment of mitotic spindle microtubules to kinetochore. The transcript has a single exon. NCBI's taxonomy places the organism in Eukaryota, Fungi, Ascomycota, Pichiomycetes, Pichiales, Pichiaceae. The record is from RefSeq and is a predicted model, not a curated record. Gene Ontology annotation, cellular component: nuclear envelope; mitotic spindle; kinetochore. Bases 1 to 1971 code for a protein of 656 amino acids.